Molecule: messenger RNA, 3021 nt
Organism: Drosophila nasuta
Lineage: Eukaryota; Metazoa; Arthropoda; Insecta; Diptera; Drosophilidae
Gene: BBS9
Product: Bardet-Biedl syndrome 9
Exons: 9
Coding region: 31-2946 (971 amino acids)
Biological process (GO): cilium assembly
Cellular component (GO): BBSome; membrane
Source: RefSeq, a predicted model, not a curated record
UUCAAUUAGUUUUCGGUGAAAUCCCAAAACAUGUCGCUGUUCAAUGUGUGCAGCUGGUGGACUGCCCAAUGUGGCGACACCACUGGCGACUACGAUGUGGCCAGUUUGCUGUGCACGCGUUUCGGAUUGGAGGCACAGGAGAAGGACUACAUAAUUGUAGGCUCGCAGUCCGGACAGCUGAGCAUUUACUAUCCACAUGCAAAUGAGUUUGAUGCCACCGAUUUGUUGCUGGAAACACAGCUGGCGGCGCCCAUCCUCGGUCUCUAUGCGGGAAAAUUCAGCGGCAAUGUGCGCAAUGAGAAUAUCAAUCAGCUGGGCGUGUUGCUGCCCAAUGCCAUUGCCAUCUACAAUGUGCAGACCAUCAGCGGACUGGCCGAGUAUGGCGCUCAGCUGAAGCUGCAGCUGCAGGCGGAGCACAAGUUUCAGCGCGUCGCCUUCUCCAUGUGCCAGGGACACUUUGGACAGGUGAAAGGACGCGAGUUCUUCUGCGUGGUGCAUUUGGAUGGCACGUUGACCUUCUAUGAACAGGAUGGCAUCUCGUAUGAGUGCCGCUUUCCCGGCCAACGCAGCUUGCCUGCUCCUGUUGUCUACUGCGAGCGCACCGAUAGCUUCUUUAGGUUCAGCGCCACGUGGCAUUUGCAGUGCUAUAGCUAUCAGGAUCUGUCCCAUUCGCUGGUCACCAAGAGCAGCUAUCAGCCCAUUUGGUCGCAGUGCAUUGGCGAGGGUAUUCUCGACAUGCGUGUAAUUCAGCUGAAAGAGACUUGUUCCUAUAUAAUGAUCCUUGGCGAGCGUAACUUUAUAUCCCUGGACGACAAUGGCAAAAUCAAUUUUAUUCUCAAGUUAGACUAUGCGCCCAAGUGCUUCUCCAGCUUUGUAGUAGGCUACUACUGGGAGCCUGGUGCACGUCUCAUCACCGCCAUUGUGUCGGAUUCGGCCAAGUUGCAUAUCUACGAGGAGGCGAAUAUUAUUUGGGCAGCGCAGUGGCAACAACCAUCUCCAGUGGCUAUUCAACGCUCCAAUGUGCAGUCGAUAGCGGGCAGCAUUGUCACCUUGUCCGCUACGGGGCAACUGACCGUAGGUUAUCUGGGUGCACAGCCUUAUCAGUUUCAGGUGCAGCCACUGCAUCAGGAGGAACUGAGCUUUGCUCAGGCGCACAAACAACUGCAGCAGCUGGAGGAUGAGAUCAAAGAGUCAGUGGACAUACGUGACAUGGAUGCUCUAAACCAACAGGCAGCGGAUCAGGUGCGUCUUAGCUUUAGCAUACAGCCGGAGAUCUGCGAUGAUCUGGACACACUUCUGUUGGAUGUGCCCGCCGAUGUAGCCGUCAAAGAGCUGCCCUCGGCCAAGGGUUUCCUGAAGCUCAAGGUUAAGACUGAGCUGGCAGAGCUGCAGCUGGUGAUACAGACGCCCAGUGGAGUACGUUGCAGCCAGGACACGCUCAGUCUGGUGGAUGUGCCAGCGGGCACAAGUCGCGAAAUAUCGCUAGACUUUUACAUGGCCGAGUUGCUGCAUGUGCACAGCACACGCGUUGAGGUCUUUGUGUCGUUUCUGAGCACUCGGGGCAUUCCGCGGGUGAUACAGCAAAGUGCCUACUUGCCGCUCUCCAUGUUCUAUCGCAGCUGCCAGCCACAAAAGGCGGCGGGCAUUAAGCUCACUUACACUAUCACCAGCAAGCAUGUGCCGCCCAAGCUCAACACCUUCUUUGGCGAGUUUUUGGAGGCGGAGAGCGAUACACAUGCCUUGGGCCUGCAGCUGCUGUGCCCUGGUCUGGAGAAGUUAACUGAAGUCAUCACUGUGGUGGCGGCCAAGAAUUCGAAUCGAUUGAGAAUACAAUCGGAUCAUGUGGAGACGUUUGCCAUGAUACUGGAGCGCAUUGUGGAGACCACUUUGCAGUUGGACAGCGCGGCGGGAUUGCUUAAAAUGCACAAGAAGAAGCCGAAACGUGGCGUUCUCAAUCGCUGCGUGGAGCGCAUCAUUACGGCGCCUUUUAUACCCAUUCAACCCAUACUUCAUCGUGCCGAUGUCCACUACGAGACGCAGCAGAACAUACGCAAACAAACGGAACAACUGGAGGUUCUAUGGCAACAGUUCAAGACCCUGCAGCGAGAACUGCAGGAGCAGUCGGAGAGCGAGCCCAAAGAGACACUCACCAUGCAGAUUGAGGCGAACUACGACCACCUGAUACUGGAAGGCGAUAAACUGGUCGAAAUACGCCGCGACGAGCAGAGGCAACGCGGCGACCUCAACUGCGCCGUAGCAUUAGCCAAAUGGAUAAUUCAUGCAUUGAACCUGGAGGAGCGUGUCGUGAAUGUUGUGAACUCUGUACUCAGCGUACCCGUCGAGGACUGGACUGAAUUGAGCUGGGAAGAAUCGAUGGCACCUGGCAUCGAUAUGCUACACCAUUUUGGGCCGCUGAUGCGCUCCAAAUCGACGUCGACGCACGGUUUGUUGGACGGCAACAGCACAAAGGACAUAUUCGAUUACGGUCGCUUUAGACGGCACUUUGCCACACUCUUCGAUCGCAUUGUGCGUCUGGCCUCAUCCACAGCCGAGUCCGAGGCGAAUGCACAGCAAACAGCUGCGAUGGAGCAGCCAACAAGUGAUUCAACACAACAACCAACUCAACAGCAGCAGCAGCAGGUUGAUGAAAUUGGCAGCAUGCAACGCAUGUUGGGCAACGACCAAGCCACAACUGUGGGACGACUUGCUAAACCCAAUUUGAGUAGUUCACUAGAGGCUGUGGAGGACGAAGAAGAGUACGAUGAGGAGGAUUUGCGAGACACUGGCUAUCGCAAGGACUAUGGUCCAACAGUGGCAGGCGAUGGCAAUGAACAGCAGCAGCAGCUGGAGCAGCAGACGAAAGGCAAGCGAUCCGAGUGGGUCAAUGAGGAUUUUGAGCUGCCAACCACUGAGGAACUGUUCAGUGACUUGGGCAUUUGGUGGUAGAUCAACUCACACACACAUACACCCAUACGCACAGUUGUUAAUGUGAAAUACAAGUACCAUACUCUAUGUGCAAAA